Messenger RNA from Topomyia yanbarensis, 5112 nucleotides. RefSeq lists its product as uncharacterized. Lineage: Eukaryota; Metazoa; Arthropoda; Insecta; Diptera; Culicidae. Bases 1 to 5112 code for a protein of 1703 amino acids. Gene Ontology annotation, biological process: DNA integration. The record is from RefSeq and is a predicted model, not a curated record. Gene Ontology annotation, molecular function: nucleic acid binding. The transcript is spliced from 2 exons.
AUGCCUGCGGCAAGUUCGUCUUCAAACAAAAAACCACCGUCAAUGCGGGCGUUGACGGCAAGGUUGAAGGAAAUACAACUAUCCUUCAGCGAUAUUUGGCGGUUUGUACAAUCUUUCAAGGAGUCUAACACGGUUACUGAUAUCGAAGUACGCCUUGGUAAGUUGGAAGAAUUGUGGGAAAGCUUCAGUGAUACCUUUGUUGAAAUCCUAUCCCACGAUGACUACAACGCCGAAGGGUCGGCGUACGAGAAGGAGCGAAUGGAAUUCAGUGACAACUAUUACGAGGUCAAGACCUUCUUAAUGGACAAGGUCAAGGAGCUUCAGGAACCCCAGGUUUUGGAGCAGUCUCUUCGAGCAGGUGAUGGUUUGCCGCAUGGGACCUCAGACCACGUCCGCCUUCCACAAAUUAAACUUCAAACAUUCAAUGGUGACGUGGACGAAUGGUUGAGCUUCCGGGACUUGUUCACUUCGCUUAUACACUGGAAGGUGGACCUACCAGAGGUGGAGAAGUUCCACUAUUUGAAGGGGUGUCUUCAAGGGGAGCCUAAAAGCUUGAUCGACCCACUCCAAAUCACCAAAGACAAUUAUCAGGUGGCAUGGGAAAUGCUGUUGAGGCGAUACAACAACAGCAAGCAAUUGAAGAAGCGGCAGGUGCAGUCGCUCUUUAAUCUACCUACACUCUCCAAGGAAUCAGUCACAGAUCUUCACGUUCUCGUUGAAGGCUUCGAAAGAAUCGUGCAGACUCUCGAUCAGGUGAUUCAACCGGCGGAUUAUAAGGACUUGCUGUUGGUCAACAUUCUCACUGCUAGACUGGAUCCGGUCACUCGACGGGGGUGGGAAGAGGUCUCCGCUUCAAGGGAGAAUGAUACGCUGGUAGAUUUGUCGGAUUUUCUGCGGCGUAGAAUCCAGGUUUUGGCUUGCUUACCGUCAAGAGCGGUUGACACUAGGGGUGUUCAACAGGCAGCGCAACAACUGAAGCCGAAACAGCAACCAGGUCGUCACCACACACUGGUCUGCUUUAAGUCGGAGAGAAAUAAGGAUUCUAAGGUUACAGCAGCUGCUGCGAGCAGUAAACCACCAAUUUCCAAGGAACCAACAACCUCUACUUCAACCCAAGUGGCUAAUGUGGCUGCAACUGAUGUCCUGGUGUCUGGUGCGACUCACCAGUAUUCUUCUAAGGUGUUACUGGCUACAGCAGUUGUGUUGAUUGAGGACGAGGAAGGCAAUCGAUUUCCCGCUCGCGCCCUUCUGGAUUCGGGCUCGGAAAGCAACUUCAUUACGGAGCGGUUAAGUCAGCGGUUAAGGAUAUUUCGUGAUCAUGUGGAUAUAUCAGUCCUCGGAAUCGGACAAACUGGAACCAAGGUUAAGCACAGGUUACGUGCGGUGAUCCGGUCACGUAUAUCUUCAUUUUCUCGAGAGUUAGGUUUAUUAGUUCUACCCAAGGCUACGGUCAACCUUCCAACCUCUACUCUCAACACGGAUAGAUGGAUAAUACCGGAUGGGAUUCAACUUGCAGAUCCUGCAUUUUUCGAGUCUAGCGUAGUGGACCUCGUGCUCGGCAUCGAAUCCUUCUUCGACUUUUUUGAAACCGGUCGAAGAAUUUCCAUUGGGGAAGGCCUACCGACUCUCAACGAGUCCGUGUUCGGAUGGGUUAUAUGCGGCGGCGUUUCGGUUUCAACCCAAGCCCUACACAUUAAUUGCAACGUAUCUACAUUGGAUGGGCUUGAUGAGUUGAUGUAUCGCUUUUGGUCUUGUGAGGAGGUAGAGUCUGGUAAGGCUCACUCACUGGAGGAGAAACGCUGCGAGGAGCUUUUUCUACGUACGGUUCAAAGAAAUCCAGACGGUCGGUACACCGUCGCUUUACCCAAGAAUGAAGACGUACUUUCACGGUUGGGCGAGUCAAGGGACAUCGCAAUCCGACGGCUUCAGGGAACAGAACGUAGGCUGGCAAGAGACUCAUCACUACGGGAUCAGUACGCUGCCUUCAUGGAGGAAUACCUAGCGCUGGGGCACAUGAGUAAGGUCGACAAUGUUUCUGCAGGAUCAGUCAAACGGUUCUAUCUACCGCACCACCCGGUGGUCAAGGAAUCGAGCACUACCACCAAGGUUCGCGUGGUCUUCGAUGCUUCUUGUAAGACCUCUUCGGGAGUAUCGCUCAACGAUGUGUUGCUGGUUGGGCCAGUGAUACAGGAGGAUCUACGAUCAAUAAUCUUACGAAGUCGGACCAAACAGAUCAUGCUCGUGUCCGACGUGGAGAAAAUGUUCCGGCAGAUCAACGUAAGCCCACAAGAUCGACCACUUCAGUGUAUUCUUUGGCGUGCCACGCCAACAGACAAGAUUGACACUUAUGAGCUGAAUACAGUUACGUAUGGUACCAAACCAGCACCGUUUUUGGCUACCAGGACGAUUCAACAGCUGGCUGUAGAUGAGGAGAACCACUUUCCACUUGCUGCAAGGGCGCUCACCGAAGACACGUACAUGGAUGAUGUGAUUACUGGCGCAGACGAGGUCGAUACAGCACUGAAGCUACGAAAGCAGCUGGAAACUAUGAUGUCAAGGGGAAGAUUUCGAUUACGAAAGUGGGCAUCGAACUGCCCUUCAGUGCUAGAAGGUAUUUCCGAGGAGGAGCUAGCAAUACGGACUUCGGAUGGAAUCGAUUUGGACCCAGACCCGACAGUUAAAACCUUAGGAUUGGCAUGGAUGCCAAUCACGGAUACGUUAAAGUUCCAAUUCACGAUUCCCACCCUGGACACUGCAACACCGCUAACUAAACGCUAUGUGUUGUCUGUGAUUGCCACUCUAUUUGACCCUUUGGGGCUUUUGGGAGCUGCUAUUACGUCGGCGAAGAUUUUUAUGCAGCUAUUGUGGACGUUACGAGACGAAACCAAUAACAGAUUAGGUUGGGACCAGCCACUACCUCCAACGGUGGGUGAGUCCUGGAAAAGAUACCACGAACAACUUCCGCUUUUUAACCAACUCCGGAUUGAUCGUUGCGUGAUCAUACCGGAAGCCUUUAAGAUCGAGAUUCACUGCUUCUCGGAUGCCUCGGAGAAAGCUUACGGCGCAUGUCUGUACUUGAAGAGUCAGAAUGCAAAAGGGGGGUUUAGAGUCCGACUGCUAUCCUCCAAAUCAAAGGUUGCUCCUCUGAAGUGCCAAACUAUACCUAGACUGGAGCUCUGCGGUGCUCUUUUAGCAGCCCAGCUAUAUGAGAAGGUCAAGCAAUCGAUUAGGAUACCUACAAAAACCUUCUUCUGGACUGAUUCGACAUGUGUCUUACGGUGGCUUCAAGCGACUCCAGCCGCAUGGACUACAUUCGUCGCUAAUCGAACGGCGAAAAUUCAAACAAUUACGGAGGGCUGUCAAUGGGGACACGUCCCAGGAGUUCAAAACCCAGCAGAUCUGAUAUCUAGAGGAAUCAGUCCGGAAGAUAUUCUUAAGAACACCUACUGGUGGCAAGGUCCAUGCUGGUUGGAGAAGGAGCAGCAUGAAUGGCCAAAAAAUAUCGUGGAUCAACCGAUAGACGAGGGAGAGGAAGAGAAGCGACGCACGGUGGUUGCUGCAACUGUUUCCGUUCACGAGAAGUUCAAUCAAGGAUAUAUAGGAAAAUUUUCAUCGUAUAGUGAUCUCAUUCGCCGUACUGCAUACUGGUUGCGAUUGAUGAAUCUUCUACGAGUACCAGCAAGGGAUCGAAAUUGCGCAGCAUUUCUUACCACGGACGAAUUGAGGCAGGCGGAGAACACACUGAUCCGUCGAGUGCAGAAAGAGGUCUUUGCAGAUGAGUGGAAGGCUCUAUCCAAGGGUACGGCAGUUCCACGGGGAUCCCCGAUACGUUGGUACAAUCCAUUUAUUUCAAAUGAUGAGCUAAUCAGACUAGGAGGACGAUUGCAGCACUCUCUCGAAUCCGAGAACCCCAAGCAUCCAAUCGCUUUACCCGCACAACACCAGUUUACUCGAUUGAUUUUGCGAUACUACCACGAGCGACUACUCCACGCUGGCCCGCAGUUGUUAUUGGGAGUAGUCAGGCUCAAGUUUUGGCCAUUGGGAGGUAGAAGUGUUGCAAGACACAUCGUGCAUAAAUGCCAACGAUGCUUUCGUUCAAAACCAACACUAGUUCAACAGUUUAUGGGAGACCUACCAGCCUCACGAGUUACGGUGUCCCGCCCGUUUUCCCGUUCCGGAGUUGACUAUUUUGGCCCUGUCUACAUAAGGCCUGUUCCGCGACGAGCAGCAGUUAAGGCAUACGUAGCCAUUUUUAUUUGCCUUGGCACCAAGGCUGUUCAUUUGGAGCUCGUUACAGACCUUUCUACCAACCGGUUUCUUCAAGCACUGCGACGAUUUGUGUCCAGGAGAGGACGAUGCACGGACAUGUAUUCCGACAACGGAACCAAUUUUGUCGGUGCGCGAAACCAAUUGCAAGAGUUCCUCAAGAUGCUAAAGAAUUGCGAUCACCAUGAUGCAGUGUCUAAGGAAUGUGCGAAAGAAGGAAUUCAAUGGCACUUUAAUCCGCCAAGCGCACCCCAUUUCGGGGGCCUCUGGGAAGCUGCAGUUCGUUCGGCCAAGCAUCACCUGUUAAGGGUAGUAGGUGAAACACCUGUGUCUCCAGAGGAUUUCGUUACAUUGCUGGCUCAGGUGGAAGGAUGUCUGAAUUCCCGACCUUUAACACCAAUGUCUGACGAUCCCAACGAUCUAGAACCACUGACGCCAGCGCAUUUUCUCAUCGGUUCGUCUAUCCAUGCUAUACCAGAACCAGAUCUAGCUACGGUACCAGUGAAUCGACUCAACCACUGGCAACUCAUCCAAUGCAAGCUGCAAACCUUUUGGACUAGAUGGCGUAGGGAAUACCUCUGUCAGUUGCAAGCGAGGACGAAGCGAUGGAAACCAGCAAGUUCCAUUGAGGUGGGAAGGCUAGUAGUCAUCAGGGAAGACAACCAACCUCCCAUGAAAUGGAAGAUGGGAAGAAUUUGCGAGGUUCAUCCAGGUGCAGAUGGAGUGGUGAGAGUAGUCACCCUAAGGACAGCCACAGGACUGCUUUCUCGACCGGUGGAAAAGAUUUGCAUGCUACCACUCUCGGAUGAAGACACUGGACCCGCUGCACCAAAAACGUCCAACUGA